UGUAAAUGGUUCUUUUUCCACACAAAACACGGGAAAAAAAAAAGAAAAAAGUAGCCUUCGUUGAGAAGGGUUUAAGGAAGAGCGAAAGAGAAAGCCAAUAGCUUAAAAGGAUGGCGUCGUCGAAAGGUGGUGGAGGAGGGAGUAGCCCGAUGAUUAGAGUAGCGGAGAUGGAAAGAAUGAGUAUAGAGCAACUCAAAGCAUUCAAAGAGCAGACAGAUCUUGAAGUCAAUUUGUUGCAAGACAGUCUCAACAAUAUUCGCACUGCCACUGGCCGCCUCGAGAAUGCUUCUUCUGCUCUCCACGAUCUCUCUCUUCGCCCUCAAGGGAAGAAAAUGUUGGUGCCUCUUACUGCAUCCCUUUAUGUACCUGGAACGCUUGAUGAUGCAGAUAAAGUACUUGUUGAUAUUGGCACUGGCUACUUUGUUGAGAAAACCAUGGCCGAAGGUAAAGAUUAUUGUGAGCGCAAAAUCAACUUGCUAAAAUCUAAUUUCGAUCAACUGAUUGAG
Jatropha curcas is the source of this 506-nucleotide messenger RNA. NCBI's taxonomy places the organism in Eukaryota, Viridiplantae, Streptophyta, Magnoliopsida, Malpighiales, Euphorbiaceae. The record is from RefSeq and is a predicted model, not a curated record.